AUGUAUUCUGCCAUAAGCUUCACGGAGAAUUGGGACAAGUGGCCUGAGCUUCCCAAGCUUUGGUGGAGGGGCCAUGAAGCUGGAGUGGUUGGCUCCCUUGAGCCAUUUCUCUCUUUGCCAACGUGGAGCGUGCAGCCAGCCUUCUCCUUGUGGUGCGGAUCGUGGGAGCAUUUGCAGCUUAUAGGAGAGAUCUAUGAGGCAGCAGAGCUUGAGCAGACAAUCCCCAGUAGAUUGCCCACAGGUGAGGGCUUGGCCCUUUUUGCACCGGGCACCUGUCCCGCUCGGGAAGAAAUUCCUCACGGCGGCCGUUGGAUUGUGCCCGCUUCGAAGGCCUUCCUUGAUCAGGCUUGGCUGGCGCUUUGUCACAGCCUUUUGGAAGGCCUAUUCAAUGGCAGCGCGUGUGUUUGUGGAGUGACCGCAACACUGAAUGACUCUGAAGCAAAGCUGUCAGUCUGGCUCCUGAAAGCAGAGGACGACAUGCAUGUGUUGGCUGUCGGGAGCGUGUUGAUGGACCUCUUGCAGGCCAAGGGCCAUGCUCCACGUCUAAAGUUUGAGAGCUUCGUUCGUGGCAAAGUGACGCAUCGGCUUCGUCCCUGA
Durusdinium trenchii is the source of this 597-nucleotide messenger RNA. NCBI's taxonomy places the organism in Eukaryota, Dinophyceae, Suessiales, Symbiodiniaceae. The record is from the annotation of a GenBank genome assembly.